AUGACGAUCGCCACAAGAGGCCAAGGAGUAGGCAUAGACCCUCCUGACAGCCAACAAAGUACACAGAUGCACAGUCCACCUGGUCCGCAACAGUUAGUUGACACAAUGUCAGGACUUCAACUCACGGAGAAUGUGGUACAAACAGAUUGCACCAAUGAUACAUUAACUACAGUAGAGGAUAGUAAUCAGCUUCACGGGGAGCCUGAUUUUCCUAUUGCAAAACUGAAUAUGCUUCAUGAAAAAAUAUCUAGUCCACGAUGGGUUGUACCAGUUCUACCAGAUCAAGAGUUAGAGUGCCUGUUACAAGCCAGUAUCGAUCUUUGUAAAAAAGGAAUUGAUGUACAAAGUGAAGCAUGUCAACGCUUUUUUCGUGAAGGACUCACAAUUUCUUUUACCAAAAUAUUGACUGAUGAUGCAGUAAAUAGUUGGAAAUUAAAUAUUCAUAACUGUAUUAAUGCAAAUUGUGAGCGGUUAGUGGAACUAUGUGUCUUGAAAUUAGACGAGGACUGGUUUCCUCUUCUUGAUUUGCUGGCAAUGGUUUUUAAUCCUAGUAACAAAUUUCACACAUUUAAUGCUGCAAGAGUUUCAGAAACUGUUCCCCCUGGCAGUGAUAUUCCCGAUGAAGAACUUUAUGCACGGCCACCUGCUGAUUCAAGAAGUCCUCGUGGUUGGCUAGUGGAUCUUAUAAAUAGGUUUGGAAGUCUUAACGGAUUUGAAAUUCUGCUCUCUAGAUUUCAGAGCGGUCGAAAUUUAACAGUACCAGUUAUUUAUGCGUUGAUUAGACCUUUUGGUUUGUGUUACGAAUUGCUUACUGUUCACACAAUAGUUAAAUAUCUGAUGCCUAUCGUGGAAAUGGUGUCUGUAAUUUUGAAUAAUUUGACCGAUGAGGAAUUAAAAAAGGAAGCGAAAAAUGAAUCAAAAAAUGAUGCGAUAUCAGCCAUAAUCAAAGCCUGCAAAUGUUUGGUAUCACGAGUACCGCAUCAAGAUGAAAUGAUUAAAAAUUUGGGAAUUCUGAGAUUGAAAAUGAUUUUAAGACUUCUACAAAUUUCUUCGUUUAACGGGAAAAUGAAUGCAUUAAAUGAAGUGAAUAAAGUGAUUACCACUGUUAGUUUUUAUCAGCAUCGAAACGCGAUUGUUGAGGAAGAAGAAUGGCUUACCGCAGAAUGUAUGGCUAAAUGGAUAAAAGAAAAUGGAGUAUUAGAAAUCGUCUUAAGAGAUUCGUUACAUCAACCUCAGUAUGUUGAAAAGUUAGAAAAGAUUUUACGUUUCAUUAUAAAAGAACGAGCAUUAACUUUGGAAGAUUUGGACGCUGUUUGGGCGGCACAAGCUGGAAAACACGAAGCAAUUGUAAAAAAUGUUCAUGACCUACUUGCUAAACUUGCUUGGGAUUUUAGUCCUGAACAACUUGACCAUCUGUUUGAAUGCUUUCAGAUGAGUUGGAAGACUGCUAAUAAAAAACAAAGAGAAAAGUUAUUAGAAUUAAUUCGGAGACUAGCAGAAGACGAUAAGGAUGGAGUAAUGGCACAUAAGGUGUUAACUCUUUUUUGGAAUUUGGCUCAUUCCGAUGAGGUGCCUACAGAAAUAAUGGAUCAAGCUUUAAGCGCUCAUGUAAAAAUCCUUGAUUAUUCGUGUUCACAAGAAAGAGAUGCUCAGAAGACAAUUUGGUUGGACAAAUGUGUGGAAGAACUAAAAAAUGGCGAUAAGUGGGCUUUACCUGCGUUAAAACAAAUUCGAGAGAUAUGUUGCCUUUACGAACCAAAUCCACACAUUUCGUGUCACAAUCAACGGAAUCAUCAUUACAGACAAGAUGUUAUAGAACGACUUCAAUCACAACAUUCGGCAGUAAUUUUAGUGACCAAUAGUUUAACAAAUUAUAUGAAUAAAAUGAGACAAUUAGUUAAAGAAAAUCCAGACAUUGAUGCGAAUACUUAUAUGCCCGAUGGUCGUUAUAACCAUAUUAUGCAGGUGCAAGAAAGGCUUAAUUUCUUACGUUUCUUGUUGAAAGAUGGUCAACUUUGGUUAUGCGCCGACCAAGCUGAACAAAUUUGGCAGUGUUUAGCAGAACAAGGUGUAUUUGUCUCCGACCGUGAAGCAUGUUUCAAGUGGUUCUCUAAAUUAAUGGGAGAUGAACCAGAUCUUGAUCCGGCGAUAAAUAAAGAUUUUUUCCAAAAUAAUAUACUCCAACUAGAUCCAACAUUACUCACAGAAAGUGGUAUCAAAUGUUACGAACGAUUUUUCAAAGCUGUUAAUUCGAAGGAGGGUAAAUUAAAACUGAAGAAGGGUACAUUUCUUAUGGAUGACGUUGACCUAAUUGGUACAGAUUACUUGUGGCGAGUCGUAACUAACAGUCCUGAAGAGAUUGCAAAUCGGGCCAUAGAACUAUUAAAAGAAGUAAACACUAAUUUAGGGCCACGACUACAGUCAUCAGUUUUGGCAUUUCAUGUAACAUAUAUUGGGGAAUGCAUGGACAGAUUAAAGGCACAUUAUGACACUGUGUCGGUUUUAAGUAGAGUAUACCUCGAAGGUAAAGAGGAACGUGAAGAACAAGUGUCAAAUAAGAUUAAAAUAGAAGCUAUGAAAAUGUGUCGUGUCAUGAAAGUGUUACAGGAAUACAUAAACGAAUGUGACACUGCAUUUCCAGGAGAACGAAAAAUAUUGCCAUUGCAUAGAGCAGCUCGUGGGAAGCAUCUGUCUCUUAUACUUCGUUUUGCAAACCCUGCAAAUCGUAGUGUAGAUGACAUAGAUAUAUUUACCCAUACUAACGACACCUUGGGAUCAUUAAGACGACAAAUAUUGCGCAGAAUUAAAGCAAAUGAAUCAAAUGUAAAAAUUGACUUAUUUCUUAAUGGAGAAUCCUUAGAGCCAGCAGAUGACAGAAAACUUCUUUCUCAACCACCCUUCAGGGACAAAAUGCUGUUAUCUGCAAAGUUGGGCCAAGUAAACAGCAAUAUGCCAAGUUCACCGGAUAGUAGUUCAGAUAGUUCCGCUAGUUCUCCGCAUCACCCAUAUGAUGGGCCAAAUGUAGAAGCAGAAAAUAACCUACCGGGUGUGGUUAUGUCCCAAAGAUCGCAAUACGCUACGUUUUUCUUUCAAUUGGCAGAUCUUGGAUGCACUCUUCAACACGCGCAAUUACGUGAUGGUGCACGAAAUCUUCUACAAUUGGUGCCACCGGAUACUCUCACUGUAUCACGGUUACAGUGGUUAUUUGGUCAUUGUAAAGAUGACACCUUGGAUAAUGCUCUUUGUAAUGAUCAAAACACUACAGUAGAUGCUUUAUUUUUUACUGCAAGUCCUAGCCAAGUUUUAUACAAUUUAGAGGUUUUAUAUAGUUUGUUAAUGCCAGCAUUAGACCCGAUGUCGGAAAGAGCGUUUGAAUUUCAGUGCAAUUUUAUCAAGAGCGGUGAAGCUGGUGUUAUUCUGGAGAUGUUAACGAAAAAUAAAUUUUUACCAAACGCGGAUGAAACCACGAAACGUGCAGCGUAUUUGACCGUGUUGAAAUUAUGCAAACUUUUACUGACUAUAGUUGGUAACGUAAUGGCUUGCGUAAUGGACGAAGUACAACAAGCUGGAAUAUCUGAGAAUCACGAUAACCAUACUCAUAACAAUCGUGGUCCAGUGGCAGUUUUAAAACAGGCAUUACAAAGUGUACCAAAUCAAAACACGGAAUAUAUGUUGAGAAGCGUGGCAGCGAAAUUAGCUCAACAUUUAGCGCGUCGAAUGUUGUGCGGAGGAACGGAAUCAGACAAAUGUCGGCAUCUUUUUAUGCAGGCCCUUUCCUGGGAGCUACCGAAUGUAGCUACUAUUCGUGCCAUAAUUAGGCUAGCAUGGGCGGCAUCCACAGGCAAUUUGAACAACAUAAACGCGUCCGCCGAGACGCUUCACGUGCUUCACGAGACAAAGGAAAAGGAAACGUCAAAUAAUCCGGACAAUAAUGACGUACUAGUAUGUAAGGAGGCACUGGAAAUUUUGACAAUCGCCUUGGUAUUGAAUCCGACCGCGUUAGAAUCAUUAUCAAGGGACAAUAUGUGGCACACGUUUUUGAUAGACCUUGUACUUCUAAGUACGUCGAGAGUGAUUCGAAUGGCCGCGGCUGAACAAUUUUUUUUUAUAUCGACGUGGUACAGCAAUGGUCAUCAGCCAUUGUUAUUCGCAAUAACGUUGCUAUUCAAUGUUCUAAACACCACUGUUAUGGAACACGCGAAACAGAGUCACGAGUACUUUCAACUUUUGUGUAGAUUAUUAAAUUAUGCACACAUGUCCGGAUGCCCACUUUUAACAGCCGAAACAUUGUUGAACAUCGAGAUAGCUUGGUUGAAGAAAGUGCGAGACAACGUUAAAGAAACUGGAGAAAGUCAAGUUGACGAGGCUGUCCUCGAAGGGCAUCUUGGCCUUACUAAAGAGCUAUUGGCUUUUUUACCUCCGAGUAAAAAGUAUGAACUUGGUUCCGAUGAGAAACACGGGGCAAAUUUAAUCAAAGAAUUGGUCGAAGAUUUUGUAUUUCCUGCAUCGCGUCUUAUGCUGCAACUUCGUAGCACUGGAGAGCUAAGUGCCACGCAAGCGAGCCCAGUAUGCACGACUCCUCAAUCAACUAGUGCGGCAUUUGAUUUACUUGUAGGUCUUUGUGUAGGCUGUGUACCUAACAUGAAACUUCUAGUCACAAUGCUCACUGAUAUGUUCUACUCUGAGAGAGACGAACCGCUGGUAGAAUGGGAUUAUUUACCACCGGUUGGGCUUAGGCCAUUAAAAGGGUUUGUAGGUCUGAAAAAUGCAGGCGCGACUUGCUACAUGAACUCAGUAUUACAACAAUUGUACAUGGUUGAAAGUAUAAGAAUCGGGCUACUAGCCGCGGAAGGUGCAGCGACAGAUUUAAACGAAGAUUUCUCUGGCGAGGAAAGAAUCGAAGGUGAACAAACGAUAGAGGCGAACGAUAACGAUACAAACGAGGAGAAAUGCGGAGCGGAUGAGUCUAGAAAAGAGUAUAAUAUUGGUAUUUUGAAACAAGUUCAAGCUAUCUUUGGUCAUUUAGCUUAUAGCAAAUUGCAAUAUUACAUACCCAGAGGACUUUGGAAACAUUUUAAACUUCAAGGCGAACCUGUAAAUCUUAGAGAGCAACAGGAUGCGGUAGAAUUUUUUAUGAGCUUGGUGGAAAGCUUAGAUGAGGCAUUGAAAGCCUUAGGGCAUGAACAGAUAAUGAGCAAAAUUCUCGGUGGUUCAUAUAGUGACCAGAAAAUCUGCAAAGGUUGCCCUCAUAGAUAUUCCAAGGAAGAGCCGUUCAGUUUGAUAAGUGUGGAUAUCAGAAAUCACAGCAACUUACUGGAUUCUCUUGAACAAUAUGUGAAAGGAGAAUUGCUGGAAGGUGCAGACGCUUAUCAUUGCGACAAAUGUAAUAAAAAGGUUGUGACGGUAAAGCGAUUAUGUGUAAAGAAGUUACCACCUGUUUUAGCGAUACAAUUAAAAAGAUUCGAAUACGAUUAUGAAAGAGUUUGUGCUAUAAAAUUUAAUGAUUACUUUGAAUUUCCAAGAGAUUUGGAUAUGGAACCUUAUACUGUUUCGGGACUUGCUAAAUUGGAGGGAGAAGUUAUAGACUGUGAUUAUGAAGAAUCAGUGAAAGGAACUUGUACUAAAUAUCAAUUAACUGGUAUUGUAGUACACAGUGGUCAAGCUAGCGGUGGUCAUUACUAUUCUUAUAUUUUGCAUAGGCAAAGUGAUGGCACUGCUAAAUGGUACAAGUUCGAUGACGGCGAUGUUACGGAAUGUAAAAUGGAAGAAGAGGAAGAAAUGAAGUCUCAGUGUUUUGGUGGUGAUUAUUUAGGAGAAGUAUUUGACCACAUGCUCAAACGAAUGAGUUACCGCAAACAGAAACGAUGGUGGAAUGCUUAUAUGUUGUUUUAUACCAGAUUAGAUGUAGAGGAUAAUUCCCUAAUGAAAAGUGUUAACGAGUUAUCAUUGUAUACGAAACUAGGAGUUAUGAAAAUGCCCCCAGCUAUCGAAUACAGUGUCAGAAAGCAAAACAUAAAGUUUAUGCAUAAUCGAAAUCAAUUUAGCGCAGAAUACUUUCAAUUUAUCAAGAAACUUGUAUCUUGUAAUCCUCAUAAUAUUAACAGACAAAAUAUGAACGAGAAACUUAGCCCUGAACAAGAAGAACUCGCGAUGCUGUCUGUACAAUUGUCGUCGAGAUUUCUAUUCUACACGGGUUUCCAUACUAAAAAGACAUUGCGUGGUAAUGCAACGGAUUGGUACGAUAUUGUGUGCCAUCAUUUGCGCAGUAGUAAAUCAGUACGGUCUUGGUUUGCUCAUAACGUCUUAUUUAAUCAUCCGCAUAGAUUUUGCGAGUACCUUUUGAGCUGUCCCAGUACAGAAGUUCGAACAGCUUUUCUCAAAAUUUUGGUAUUUCUUGCACACGUUUCCCUGCAGGAUGGCCCAUGUGUGCCGCCUAGUCUAAACGCACCAACCAUACUUUUGGAUCCAACUGCCACGCUUAGUGAUCAUUUAUUGCACGCUGUUCUUUCUUUACUUCACCGUGAAAUAUCAGAUCAUGGCCGUCAUCUAUCACAUUAUUUCUCUGUGUUCCACACGUACGCGUCGCUCGGUCUUGCCGAAAAGGCUCAAUUGCUUAAGUUAAAUGUUCCGGUUACGUUUAUGUUGGUCGCAAUUGACGAAGGACCCGGCCCUACAAUAAAGUAUCACUAUCCCGAGCUAACUAAAUUGCAUCAAGUAGUUAGUAUGCUGAUACGUUGCUGUGACGUAUCAUCGAAAGCACAUUCGAGUCAUGCACAGUCAGGAGUAGCGCCUUUACCAAAUCCAUAUGGUGACCCAGCAUGUCAAAACGAAUAUCUGAUGCCUAUUCAACCGCUGGCAGCAGAUAUUCUUUUUGUUAAAAACAGUUACAUGAAGAAACUAAUUGAAGACGCUGAUGUUAACGUUACCGAGGACAUAGUGAAAUUACUUCAAUAUUGUUGUUGGGAAAAUCCACAAUUAUCACGAACUGUUCUCAGUGAAUUAUUAUGGCAAAUUGGAUAUGCUUUUACUCACGAGUUGAAACAUCAUACGGAUUUACUACUCGCCAUGCUUCUAAUGGAAGAUUCGUGGCAGACGCAUCGUGUUCACAAUGCACUUAAAGGCGUUCCAGAAGAGAGAGAAGGUUUAUUCGAAAUAAUACAGAGAAGUAAACAUCAUUACCAAAAAAGAGCCUAUCAAUGCAUUAAAUGCAUGGUGCAGUUGUUUAACAAGUGCAGACUUGCACACGAACUUCUGCAUCACAGCCCUGAAUUGAAGAGGAAAUGGAUACAUGCCAUUGAGUGGCUUCACGAAGAACUCAAGAGACCAUAUGCAUCAACGGCUCCAUAUACUCAUGCGUAUAGCAACUGGUCUCCCCCAGCUCAGUCUAAUGAUUCCACGAAUGGAUACAUUUUGGAGCGUAGUAACAGCGCGAAGAAAACAUUAGAGAGGGCAUUUGAACUUUAUCCCGACGAUGAACAAGAAAUGGAAGAGGAUACGAGCGAAGAUUGUGCCGAGGAAGCUGAUAAAGCUGAGAAAGUCGAGAAAUAUCAAUCACAGAAAGGAUCGAGACGUAAUUUAAUAUGGGGAUCUAUAGGUUAUCCUGACGUUACUGUAAUACAACAAGUGCAAGAGGAACAACAAGUUAGAACUCAGCCUAGACCGUCCCCGGUUCACAGCCCUCUAUUCACCCAGGUCACGUUCUUUCCACAAGCUCCUGACUUAGAUAGUCCACAGAACUGUGAGUCAUCGCAAAAUACCAGCCAGGAUCCAUAAUGAACGCUACAUACUGACGUUCUACCAAGUUGCUGCCCCGGUGAAAACGUUUCAAUGUACGCCGAUGUCACUGCGCCAGCAGCUUGGUGUCGAACGAUUGAGACAUCUGUACAGAUAAAACUCGCAGAUUUGUUCUUUUUUUUUUUGCAACUGGUAUUCACGAACUUGCAUUUUCAAUCUGUCAGUUUUACCGUGGACAGUUACUUUCGUAAGUGAUACGAGUGGUAUAGCCAUUUGCACCAUUGAGAAAAAAAAAGAACGAUGUUAAAACAACAACAGGCGAUUACUAAAUAAGAACAGAAUUUCUAUGUAUUGAUCGAGGCAAGCAAUUCAUGUCACGGUUUCUUCUUACUCCUAACGUUCGUGCAUUCUUUGUUUUAUUAUUAUUAUUAUUAUUAUUAUUAUUAUUAUUAUUAUCAUUAUUACUAUUAUUAUUAUUAUUAUUAUUCUCUUUUUGCAUCUAUAUAAUUAUUUGGGCUUUCGAAUUUGAAGAAGGACGUUCUGGUAAGAAGAGAAUCCUUCGAAGAAACUUGAAGAAACGCUAAGAAUAUUACUUGCCCCGAUUAAAGCAUACGAAUUCGAGUGUAAGAAUACGAUAAGAUUGUAAAAAUGUAUAGCGAAUAGUGUUAUGGAAUCCCGUCUCUGCCGAAUGGAAAACAAAGGUAUAAAAAGAAAAAAAAGAACAUAAUUCCCGUAUGUCUAUGUAAAUUUGUUACUAAUAAAAAGUUAAAAAAUGAAACUUUCUAACGACCGAAAGAUAAGGCUAUAAAGAAAAGAAAAAUAAUAAUACAGUAGCUUCAGAUUGAAUUGGAAAAUAAAUAGUUCAAAUAUUUACUAUGCAUCUAUGAAUAUGACUAUUUUAGUCUUUCAAGACGAAUGAAACGAAAAGAAUUUUUUUCUUGUACUUAAUCUCGAGCAUCAAAACGAAAAAAAAAAAAAAGAAAAAAGAAAGAAAGAAAAAGAAGAAGAAUCGCUUCUUUAUGCAGUGAUUUGCACUGUUUAAGGAUUCAACAUACACCAAUGAUGCCUCCCAUUGUGCUUUCUUUUAGUUCAUCCAAUUUGAGAGAGAAAAAGAAAAGAGUUGUGCCUUCGAUAUCGUGCGACUCCGUUUAUAAUUUUUAGGUAGAUGUUUAGGAAUCUAGUUGUUGCUUCGAAUUUGAUUGCUUAUAGGUUUUUUCUGUUACGUUUUGAUUAUCCGUGUGAAACUGUAAGAAAGAAUUUGAUGAAAUUAUGCGAGAUCCAAGUACGUGGUGCAGAGACAUUUAAAAAGAAAUUACGAAUAGAAAACACUCCAGCUAACGACGGGAUAUUUCUAAGUUUAAUAUGCGGCAGAUAGUCAGGAUAGUCAGCCCUAUUUUUUUUUUCCUUCAAGUAAUAAGGAGUCGCGGUGCCGCGAGAAAGAAAAUAAGCCUUGUUCGAAGUCCAAAUUUUUACAAAAGAGAAAAAUAAAUAAAAGGAAUUGAAGAAAGCGUGACGGUAGCGACACAAAAGGGUAUGGAAACAAAAAAAAAAAAAUAAUAAUCACUAAUUUGUAUCGUUCUAAGAUACGAUCAAUCGUUGAAAUGAAAAGAGCUGUGGUCUUUUCGUCUGUAAUGUGUAAAGUAAUUCAUAAUUUUCAGUGUCGGUAAGAAAGGAACUAUUUUUAUUAGUUGUGCUGCUCGUUCUACGAGUAUAAAAGAAGAAAUACGAGAAUUAACGAACAGGAAACCGAACGAACCAUUCUUUUUUUUUUUUUUUUUUUUUAAAUUUAUGAACUGGCCAUAGCUUUUGAUUUAUUAAAUAACAUGUGUUAUAUAUAUAGAUAUUAUAUAAAUAAUACUAAAGAGAGGAGUAAAGAGAGAAAUAAAGAAGUCACGUAAAUAAAUGGAGAAUGCGAAGCGAACCGUGUGUGUAUACAUAUAGGAAUUCGUGGGGGGAAAAAAAAGUAAUGAGAAAAAACCAACGACUAUGUCAAGACACCAGGAAGUAAACGACAUAUUGAUUAUUGUUCGUAUUUAUCAAAUAUCCACGUUAAACAGUGUACCAAAUUAUAUAAUAGCUACUCUAUCGAUUAAAAUAAUAAUAAUAUUAAUAAUAAUAAUAAUGGUACCUAAUCUUACUCAGACAUGUACAUACGCAACUGCUUUUUAUAUGUGAUAAAAAAAAAAAGUUAUUAUAUUCCUAUUAUACAUUGAGGUUAGUAAACGCUAUUGUAAAUCCUGGUUUUUUGUACACAGACUGUAUGCUAAGUUCUAAUUCUUUUGUUAACGGAAGAGAAUUGUAGUCUAUAAUUAUUUAAUAAUUUAAUUAUAUCGGUAAAAAAAGUAAGCGUAAAACACGUCUUGUAUGAUAUACAUAUAUAUGAACAACUUGAUUACUUUCAAAAAAUCAAUAUCACAUUUUAACCCAUUAAUUCCCAAAUAUCGAAAAUAUAUUAUUUUCAAGAUAGACGUUCUAUUAACAGGCAGAGCUGUCUAACGAUAAGAGUUAUAGGGGUCUGAGGCAGAUAUCAAUAUUCUUGAAAAUAUUUAAUCAGAAAUCUUGAAAUCUAUUCUAAUAAACCUAUUAAGUAACUAUUGAUACGUAACACGCGUAAUCUUAUAUUUCUCAUUUAUUGUAAAGUUUUAUGAUAAAUAUAGCAGAGCGUAAAACGGCUUUUCAAAAGAAAAAUUUGUUAUUAAUAAAUGUGAAAUUUAUUUUUCGAUAAAUAAAAUAUUAUAGUAGAAUUGUAAAAGGUUCAGCCGUUUUAAAAAUCCUUAUUUUUCAGAAUAAUAUACUAUUACAAUAUUUAAGAGAUAAUCUCUAACCGCGGACAGCAACUGCCCGGUUGCCCUAUGCUAGGGGCAGCUCUGUUAACACGAUAACUGCCGCUCACGCGACAUCGCGUGCGCGAUCGUCGACACUAAGGCAAAUAAAUAUUUAUUUAUAAUACUAAAAUAAAAAUUUAUGAAACUGGUUAUUAAUGGGUUAAGUGGUCGAAUUUCGAAUGUUUUGUGUCCAUGUAUCUGAUUGCUAUAGCGUUCGUGUAUUAUUAUUAUUUUUUUCUUCUAUUCUUUUCUCUCGUUUCCUAUUUUUUCGUUUAUUCUUUCGAACGACUGAUGAUGAUGGAAGGUAUACAUAUAUAGAAGAGGACACGAAAUGUCACACAGCCAGCACAUGGUUCUAAUUGAACGAUAUAAAACAAACCUAUUCUUCGAAUUAUCGUGAUUUCAUCGAACUUGUCGCGUGCACUAUACCAAUUAUGCUAUCACGAAUAUGUGUGCUAUAAAGUGACAGAUCCACGAGAGUCGAUCAACAUCCGCAGCCAUCUUCAUUGGGGCGAUAAUAGCAAAAUUUAAACGCGUUCGAUUUUUGUAAUAAAUUAACAACCAAAAAGCGUCUCUUUUUGCGAAGAGCAUCUGAAAGAAAAUAUUUACGAAAAAAAAAAAAAGAAAAGAACAACGAGGAAUCAAGGAACAUCACGAGUCAAAAAUCAAAGGCAAAUGCAUGUGAGGAAGGAAAUAAAAGUAUAUCUACAGCUGUACAGUUUAAUAUGCUUAGAAAAGCGAUGCGAGAAAAUUAGGAAAAGAAAAAAAUAUAUAAUUCGAAUCUUACGCGGUGAACUUUCUCGAAACGUGAAAAAAAAGAGGCACCCCCUCGUCGAUGUUCGUUUAGUUUUUAGUUGUAAACGGUAAUUUUAUGUACUAACUCGAUCGACGCUCUAGUCAGUAAAAUAAAAUAAAGGAGAUUAACGAACCUCGUUCGAUUUAGUAGCGUAUAUCUCGAAAGUUCUCUCUCUUUCUCUCUCUUUUUUUUUUUUUUAAACAACGAUCCUUUGUUUCUAUCGCAAAUAUGAAAGUAUCGAAUGCAAUUGAAAAUUGACGUUUCUGUAACAAAAUUUUCCAACGAAAUUAAUAAUUUUAGUAUUUCGCAGCAAAAACAUACACGUGCGAUAUCGAAAUACCCUUGGCGCUGUUAUUCGACCAGUUUUUCUUUAAUGUUUCAACGUAAUCUUGACCUUUUCGUACAGAUAUUCCAUUUUUUUUAUCAAAUCGGUCGUUUAUAGAUUAAAAUCGUCAGAUUAACAAUUUACUAGUAUCGUAAAACCUUGAAAAUGAGAUUACACUUUUCCCUAUGUUAUUUCAAAAUCUAAUUAAGGAAUACCUUCUUUCCGUUUGAUGAAAUGUUCUUAAAAGAUUUGUCGCUUAAGAUUGUAAUUUUUGUAAGAAAUGAGCAAUUUUCACCGCGACGAUCAGCGUGUUAACGAAGCGAACGGUUCCAUUUCCUCGAUGAUGUCGCGUUGAAGAAUCAAUGAAAUCGCGUUAUUCGUCGACGUCAAAAUGAUGAAAGAGCCGUGAUCGCAAGGAAACUUAGUUCUUAGAUAAGAAAGAGUUAUGUAAAGCUGAGAGAAACCGUGGCUCCAAUGUCUGGAAAAAUUUUCUAUCUACCACUCGUCCAACGAAUGUCCAUCGAACUUGAUAAAAGAAAUAAUAAUAAAAAAAAAAA
Osmia lignaria (orchard mason bee) is the source of this 12237-nucleotide messenger RNA. The record is from RefSeq and is a predicted model, not a curated record. Lineage: Eukaryota; Metazoa; Arthropoda; Insecta; Hymenoptera; Megachilidae.